Molecule: messenger RNA, 603 nt
Organism: Coffea arabica (coffee)
Lineage: Eukaryota; Viridiplantae; Streptophyta; Magnoliopsida; Gentianales; Rubiaceae
Source: RefSeq, a predicted model, not a curated record
AUGUAUUCGCAAAGACGUUUUUGCCAUAAAUCUGUCGUACAAUCAGGAUCUGAUAUAAGCAUUACCGAAGUCAAAGAACAGCAUGCCUACAGCCCAUUACGUUUUAACUUUCUGAACUUUUUACCCUUUCAUAAACUACUCCGUCUUGCUGAUUUAUAUCCUGAAGACUUCUCAAGUAACGAUUAUUUAUAUCUUGAGUCUCAACUUCGAAAUUAUAUUUAUAAUGUGCAACGCGAUCCUCAAUUUUCAGAAGUUGGAGAUUUGGGAAGUCUUGCUCAACAAAUGGUUAAAACUGGUAAAAAUACAGUUUUUCCAUUGGUUUAUUGUUUGAUCCAGUUGGCAUUAGUUCUACCAGUUGCGACUGCUUCUGUUGAAAGAGUAUUUUCUGCAAUGAAUAUUGUCAAGACUGAUUUGCGCAACAAAAUGGGAGACGAGUGGAUGAAUGACUGUCUGGUUGUAUACAUCGAGAAGGAUAUUUUUGCAACAAUUGAAAAUGAGCAAAUAUUGCAGCGUUUUCAACGGAUGAAGACUCGCAGAAUGCAAUUGCCUCCUCUUCGUUAUUCGAGUGCAACAACUACCAAUACUUCAAGUGUUAAUCAAUAA